This is a messenger RNA of Epithele typhae, 219 nucleotides long. RefSeq lists its product as uncharacterized. Bases 1 to 219 code for a protein of 72 amino acids. NCBI's taxonomy places the organism in Eukaryota, Fungi, Basidiomycota, Agaricomycetes, Polyporales, Epitheliaceae. The transcript has 2 exons. The record is from RefSeq and is a predicted model, not a curated record.
AUGUUGGAGACCUACCAGGACUGGAACGACUCAGGCUGGGGUCCUCUCUACGACACAUGUGUCCCCCGCUGGUGGCGGAUUGGGGAGUUGGAUCGGACACCUAUCGAGGUCUGGUGUGAACACAGCGAGCGUGCGCACGAGCUGAUACAGCGGGCCGACUUUGAUUCCGACACAUCACUCAGCGCCUUAUUUGCGGUGACGCCUGUGACCCCCAAGUAG